GUUGUGAUCAAGUGGCGAAAAGUGUUUAUCAAAAAAAUGAGCUCCGCGACCAGCUAUAAACCCCAGAUAGUAUGGCCCAAUGUUAUAGUGAUGCUUUUAUAUCACUAUUUUAGCGGACUAGGACUGUACUACGUGUUAACUAUGACUCCAAAAUGGCAAACUCCAUUGUUCUCUUUUAUCCUGGCACGUGCAGGGGGUCUAGGUGUCUCAGCGGGUUCCCACAGACUAUGGUCCCACAAGGCCUACAAAGCGAAACUGCCCCUCAGAAUCAUGUUAUGUUUCUUCCAAACCAUAGGUUUCCAAAAUUGCAUCUACGAGUGGGUUCGGGACCACCGAGUCCACCAUAAAUUCACGGACACCGACGCCGACCCCCACAACAUCAACAGGGGCUUCUUUUUCUCCCACAUGGGCUGGCUGAUGGUGCGAAAACACCCGGACGUCAUCAAACGAGGAAAAACCCUGGACUUGAGCGACCUGGAAGCCGACCCGGUAGUACGAUUCCAAAAAAAGUACUACGUGGUUUUGGCACCCGUUUUGUGCUUUGUGUUCCCGACGAUGGUGCCUUGGUAUUAUUGGAAUGAGGAUUUGUACAUUUCGUUUUGCGUAGCUGGGAUGCUUCGUUAUGUCCUUACUUUGCAUUUUACUUGGGUGGUCAACAGUGUGGCCCAUACUUGGGGUACUAAGCCAUACAACAGGUCGAUUAAAGCUACCGAAAACAAACUGGCGGCAGUACUAAGUGGUGGCGAAGGUUGGCAUAACUACCAUCAUGUUUUCCCAUGGGAUUACAAAGCAGCAGAAUUGGGUACGUCUCCCCAUAAUUUGUCGGCGAUUUUUAUUGACAUCAUGGCCAAAAUUGGGUGGGCGUAUGAUUUAAGAACUGCCUCGCCGAAAAUGUUAAAGGAAAGAAGAGACGAAUCUGGUACUGAUUUCGAGUCGUCGUACUAGUUCGUGUUUAUUGAACAUUACAUUAUUAUUUAUAAGGUUAAAAGUCUACGUCUUACGUUUUAUUUAGUAGCUUUUAAUUUUUCCAAUUACUUAUAUUUUAAUACUGUAUUGUUACAUCAUAUUAAAGUAAUUAUAGAAA
This is a messenger RNA of Zophobas morio, 1084 nucleotides long. Its product is annotated as acyl-CoA Delta-9 desaturase-like. The coding region runs from base 37 to 945 and encodes 302 amino acids. The record is from RefSeq and is a predicted model, not a curated record. Gene Ontology annotation, cellular component: endoplasmic reticulum membrane. Lineage: Eukaryota; Metazoa; Arthropoda; Insecta; Coleoptera; Tenebrionidae. Gene Ontology annotation, biological process: unsaturated fatty acid biosynthetic process. The transcript is spliced from 4 exons. Gene Ontology annotation, molecular function: iron ion binding; stearoyl-CoA 9-desaturase activity.